This is a messenger RNA of Syzygium oleosum, 1107 nucleotides long. RefSeq lists its product as uncharacterized. The coding region runs from base 1 to 1107 and encodes 368 amino acids. Lineage: Eukaryota; Viridiplantae; Streptophyta; Magnoliopsida; Myrtales; Myrtaceae. The record is from RefSeq and is a predicted model, not a curated record. The transcript is spliced from 2 exons. Gene Ontology annotation, molecular function: zinc ion binding.
AUGAAUCAGUGCAAGAGAGCUAAGCAGAGGGUGAUGCAAAUUUUGAUGGGUCGGUACAAGGAAGAAUAUGCGCAGGUAUGGGAUUAUGCUCGCGAAUGUGUGGUUCAAAACCCAUCUAGUAGGGUAUAUGCUGAGGUUGUAGAGAGGCCACUGCCUGAUUGUGAGCCUAGGUUUAAUAGAUUUUAUGUUUGUUUUGAUGCAUGCAAACGGGGCUUUUUGGCUGGUUGUAGAAGAGUUGUAGGAUUGGAUGGAUGUUUUCUUAAGGGUUUAUGCAAGGGGGAGUUGUUGGCUGCUGUGGGGAGAGAUGCCAACAAUCAAAUGUUUCCGAUAGCUUGGGCAGUUGUCAAGAUUGAGAACAAGGAUACUUGGUCCUGGUUCCUCAAGAAUUUAAUGGUUGACCUUGACAUAAACGAUGGGGGAGGAUGGGCAUUCAUGAGCGACCAACAGAAGGGACUUGUUCCUGCAUUGGCUGAGUUGAUGCCAUAUGCUGAGCAUAGAAUGUGCGCGAGGCACAUAUAUGCAAAUUGGGCAAAGAACUACAAAGGAGAUAUGCUGCAGAAGCAGUUUUGGCAGAUAGCGAAGAGUACCAACAUGGCUGACUUCAGAUUAGCCAAACAGGGGUUGUUGCAGCUGACAAAGGAAGGCUUUGAUGCACUAUUCCAGACAGAAGCUAAGCACUGGUGUCGGGCCUUCUUCAGUGAAGAAUUUAAAUGUGAUAUAAUUGACAACAACCUUAGUGAAGCUUUCAAUGGCAGAAUUUUAGAGGCCAGGUGCAAGCCAAUCAUUAGCAUGCUUGAUGAUAUUCGCGUUAUGGUCAUAACCAGACUGCACAUGCAAAGAGAUGAGGCUACCAAGUGGAGCAGAGAAUGCGGUCCUAGAAUUGUAAAGAAAUUGGAUGCGAACGUUACUGCUAGUAGGUUCUGCCAUCCGGUUUGGAAUGGAGAAAAUGGAUAUGAGAUCAUUCACAAUAAUGAUAAGUAUGUGGUCAACCUAGAUAGAAGAAAGUGUUCAUGCCGAGCCUGGGAACUAAGUGGAAUUCCUUGUCCCCAUGCUAUUUGUGCCAUUUUGAUGAAGCAAGAAAGGCCAGAGGAUUACCUACAUGAUUAG